Molecule: messenger RNA, 2792 nt
Organism: Myotis brandtii (Brandt's bat)
Lineage: Eukaryota; Metazoa; Chordata; Mammalia; Chiroptera; Vespertilionidae
Product: protocadherin alpha-11-like
Exons: 3
Coding region: 447-2792 (781 amino acids)
Biological process (GO): homophilic cell-cell adhesion
Cellular component (GO): plasma membrane
Molecular function (GO): calcium ion binding
Source: RefSeq, a predicted model, not a curated record
UAUAACUUUAAAUCAAACAUAGGAACAAGAAUUUAAAUUUGAUGUUAGUCAAUACUAAAAUGCCAUUUCCCACCGACCAUCAAUUUUAAUAUGGCUUAAAAUCUGAAUAUUCCAUAAAUAAGUACUUUGAAAAUAAUACCUUGGGGUUAAAAUAUCAGGAAACAUGAGAAAUUAAUUAUUUUUUUCUUUAGGUAAAAUUCUGUGAUAUUGGGUGUAGUGCACAAUACUCACAAUUUCAGGCACAAGGUGUCGCUCUUUACUUGAUGAAAAUAGUUCUUUCAAGGGUUGGUCUGACCAUCCAGGAACUCCCCAUAUAAAACGACUCCAUCAAGCCGGUCGCUACUGUUAACGGAUCCUAUGAAGCUUCUAAAAAAUUCAGCGAGAUUUUAAACCCGAAACUGGAGUCUCUGGUACAGUAAGUGUAAAGAAUCCUUUUUUGCAAGUUAAUGUCGUGUGCAAUGUUUGGGGUUCAAAGAGGGGGAUUGGACACUCAGCAACUGCUGCUGUCGCUUCUGCUAUUCGCGCUCUGGAAGGCUGGGAGCGGCCAGGUCCACUACUCGGUCCCCGAGGAGGCCAAGCACGGCACCUUCGUGGGCCGCAUCGCGCAGGACCUGGGGCUGGAGCUGGCGGAGCUGGUGCCGCGCCUGUUCCGGGUGGCGUCCAAAGGCCGCGGGGACCUUCUGGAGGUAAAUCUGCAGAAUGGCAUUUUGUUUGUGAAUUCUCGGAUCGACCGCGAGGAGCUGUGCGGGCGGAGCGCGGAGUGCAGCAUCCACCUGGAGGUGGUGGUGGAGAGGCCGCUGCAGGUUUUCCAUGUGGAGGUGGAGGUGAAGGACAUUAACGACAACCCGCCGGUGUUCUCUCUCAGAGAACAAAAGCUGCUGAUUUCGGAAUCGAAGCCACCUGACUCUCAUUUUCCUCUAGAGGGCGCCUCUGAUGCGGAUAUAGGAGAGAAUGCUCUAUUGACUUACAGACUAAGUCAAAAUGAAUAUUUUUCUUUAGAAUUACCAAGAAAUAGUAAGCAGACUAAUAGACUAUCACUUACAUUAAAGAAGUCUCUGGAUAGGGAGAAAACUCCGGAAAUUAGUUUGCUACUGACGGCUGCAGACCAGGGAAAGCCGGAGCUAACUGGCACGGUUCAGCUUUUCAUCUGCAUCUUGGAUAUUAACGACAAUGAUCCAGAAUUUGAGCAACCAGAAUACAAGGUGAGAUUAAUGGAAAACGCAGCUAAAGAAACGUUUGUGAUAAAAUUGAACGCUACAGAUAUAGAUGAAGGAGUCAAUGGGGAGGUAACAUACUCCUUGUUGUCCGUUAAGCCCAAUGGAAAACCCUUAUUCACAAUAGGUAAAAAUAGUGGAGAGGUGAGGGUCAAUGGAACUUUAGAUUAUGAAAAAAACAAAUUUUAUGAAAUUGAAGUACAGGCCACAGAUAAGGGAAAUCCUCCAAUGGCAGGUCACUGUACAGUCUGGGUAGAAAUCUUAGAUGCCAAUGAUAAUGCGCCUGAAAUCACUGUGACUUCCCUGUCUCUCCCAGUACCAGAGGCCACUCAGCCUAGUACCGUCAUUGCGUUAAUUAGUGUAUCCGACCGCGAUUCUGGUGCGAACGGACAGGUGAUCUGCUCUCUAACGCCCGAAGUUCCCUUCAAGAUUAUGUCCACGUUCAAGAACUACUACUCACUAGUGCUGGACAGCGCCCUGGACCGCGAGAAGGUGUCACACUACGAGUUGGUGGUGACAGCGCGGGAUGGGGGCUCACCUUCGCUGUCGGCCACCGCAAGCGUGUCCGUGGAGGUGGCCGACGUGAACGACAACGCGCCGCUGUUCGCGCAGCCCGAGUACACGGUGUUCGUGAAGGAGAACAACCCGCCCGGCUGCCACAUCUUCACGGUGUCGGCGCGGGACUUGGACGCGCAGGAGAACGCGCUGGUGUCCUACUCGCUGGUGGAGCGGCGGGUGGGCGAGCGCGCGCUGUCGAGCUACGUGUCGGUGCACGCGGAGAGCGGCAAGGUGUACGCGCUGCAGCCUCUGGACCACGAGGAGCUGGAGCUGCUGCAGUUCCAGGUGAGCGCGCGCGACGCGGGCGUGCCUCCUCUGGGCAGCAACGUGACGCUGCAGGUGUUCGUGCUGGACGAGAACGACAAUGCGCCUGCGCUGCUGCCUCUCAACCAGGCGCCAAAGACCUCGUUGCGAGUGUCUUCUGGUGCCAUGAGCGCUGAGACAGCUCUGGUGGACGUGAACGUGUACCUGAUCAUCGCCAUCUGCGCGGUGUCCAGCCUGUUGGUGCUCUCGCUGCUGAUUUACUUGGCGCUGCGGUGCUCAGCGCCACCCACCGAGGGUGCUUGCGGGCCGGGGAAGCCCGUGCUGGUGUGCUCCAGCGCGGUGGGCAGCUGGUCGUACUCACAACAGAGGCGGCAGAGGGUGUGCUCUGGGGAGGGGCCGCCCAAGACGGACCUCAUGGCCUUCAGCCCCAGUCUUCCUCCAGGUCCGCAUAAAGAAGAUGGAGGGGAAAGGCAGGAGACCGGGUCAAAUCAUCUUGAGCAGAAAAACAGUUACCUAUCUGCAGUGAAAAACCUCACAAAAGGUAAAACAAAAACAAAAACAAAACACCCUACCAAAACGGAAAAUAUGAAGACAGAAUCAUUUUACACUUACACAAUCAUGCGCAUGGUGUCGCUCUUCACUGAGAACUUUUCCUCUAAGAACGCGCCUCCGCUUCCUCCUGCAGAAAAUUUGGCAUAUAGUGGAAAACCUCCAGCGAAUUCUCCCACGAUAGAAGGCCGUAAAAUUGGACCUUGA